Messenger RNA from Spea bombifrons (plains spadefoot toad), 3594 nucleotides. It is a transcript of the gene PTPRN2, whose product is annotated as protein tyrosine phosphatase receptor type N2. Gene Ontology annotation, biological process: protein dephosphorylation. Gene Ontology annotation, molecular function: protein tyrosine phosphatase activity. The record is from RefSeq and is a predicted model, not a curated record. Bases 191 to 3346 code for a protein of 1051 amino acids. Gene Ontology annotation, cellular component: secretory granule. The transcript is spliced from 23 exons. NCBI's taxonomy places the organism in Eukaryota, Metazoa, Chordata, Amphibia, Anura, Pelobatidae.
GAGGAGAGCUGCGGGGAGAGUGAGCGCUGAGUGCCUGGCUGUGCGUUCAUCCCCCUCCCUCCAUUCUUAUUCCUCCCCUCUCAUUUCGUCCUGCUAUUAUUUGCAUGCAUUAGUCCCUCUCCCUCUGCUCACCGAUGUCUCCUGCACCCUGCUUGGACUAUUAAAGGUGGAAUCACUGAUGGAUUAAAUCAUGGUGGGGUCAAUCAACGUUGCUCUCCUCCUGCUCUUGGCUUUUAUUCACCCGUUUACUGCAAGUGGGGAGACGGAAUUCGGUUGCUUGUUUGAAGAUGACCUUUGCAAACCCUUUGAAAUGUGCUUAAACGACGGAGUGUUUGGGAGGUGUCAGCGGAUGCCAGUGAUAGACGUAUUCAAAUACGAAGUGUCACCCUCCGCUGUCAAGCGUCUUCGGACCAUCCUUCAGGAGCUAUCUCGUAGAGGUUUUACUUGGAAAGAUGAUUAUACUCAACGAAUCAUCGCUGGUGAGUUAUCAAACCUUCGGAAAAUCUACAACAGACAACCAGAAGCAAAUCCUUUGGAUGGAUCUGGCACAGCAAGAACUUUUAAGCCAAACUCCGAAACUGAGAAGAAUUAUGAAUUAGACAAAAAUAAAAAGUUUGCCAAAUCUUUUCACCAAUAUCUUCAGUAUCUUGGAAUUUUGCCCCAAUCUGCAUCACCAAGCUUCUACCCAAAGACAAAGACCGAAACGCCGCCGAUAACGAAGGAUAUCAACUCUGAGGUUCUCAUUGAUCGCGUGCUUCAGAAAUCCCAAGCAAACUCACCCACGCUGUCAUUUGCUUCAGUGCCCCAUCAGACCGUUCCUGAGAAUCUCCCUUCUAAGUCCUUGACUCAACUUCCAAAGGAGUCGGAAGCAGAUCACGAGAAGAAAUCCUUACUGGCGGCAUUAAAAGCUUACCUUGCACAAAAAGCAAUGGUGCAGAAUCCCGAUAAUCUAGAGUCGAAUACAAGGGCUAAAGUUACUUCACUGUUUUCCAAUAGACACUAUAGCCCUCAGCCUGAUGGAGUGCUUCCUAAAGAUGACGGAAAAGAUGGUUUAAAAACAAAGCCUUUUGUUCAGAGACCAAGAAAUAGAAUAUCAUUGAGACCAAACACCGGAUCUCUGAUUUAUAAAUCGAGCUCUCGCCAUCAGAACACAAAGGACCCACUGAGUGCCGUGGAUGAAACAUUUAUACAGAAUGUUGUAAAGGAACUGGGCAAACACAAAUUGAACCUUGACAGUUUCAGCCCCAAAGAGCUGGAUGAGCUUGCGGAUGUAAUCGCGGACACGCUUCAGAUUGUUGACGGAGAUCAGCCGAACACCAGGAGACUGGAAGGAGGGAGAGCAGAGCAAGAAAUGAAAAGGACAGACGCGUAUGAAUCCAGAGAAACUGGAGAUCAAAACAGAGAGAUCAAUAUCACAUUUCAAGGUCAAGAAUCAAGCGGAAAAGACUCACAAUCCGAAAUAAAGGAUAAAGGAACCAGUUCAAGCAAAGAGGAUUUUUCCGAUUUUACCAUAAAUCCAGUACCCAAAGAAUUUAAGCCCGAAGAACUUUUUAAUCCAGAGCUCCAAAAAUAUGGAGAUUUCCAUUACAUUUCGGAUGACGAUGGAGAGGAGAAGGUCGGAAUAGAAAAUGUAAAAAGUGAGGCAUACACUAGAGAACUGACAGCUCAGAAGAAAGCCGUCGAGGAUGCCGAUUCCACAGAAUUGAUUGAGCUUCAGCACUGGAUAAAGGAGAGUCUUGCGCAGGAUGGAAGAACGUACCAGGAGGAACCAAAUGAAAAAGUGCUAGACGACUUAAAGCUACAAGUCAAGUCCUCUACCGGUGACCAGUAUGGUUACAUCGAGACGCAGAAAACCCAUCUGUCUGCUGAAAAGGGUGUGGAAUUACUGAAAGAAGUAGCCGUGCUUCUAAAACAGCAAAUGAACACAUUCAGUGAUAUCAGUGUAUAUGGCUCCACUGUCCUGUUCCAAGUGCGCGCCACUGUGCCAAAUAUUACAAACGAAGAUGUGGCGAUGACUGCAGCUGCUAAUAAAGAAAAGCUGGAAAAUUCUACGGGCCUGAAAAUUCUCCAGACUGGAGUCGGACAGAAAAGCAAAUUGAAGUUUUUAACUCAUCACCUUGAAGAAGAGAAUUCCACCAAAUUUAUUAUCCUCACUCUUAUCUCCAUCGUCUGUAUUAUUGGGGUUCUUACCGGCUCUGGGGUUAUCUACUGCUUAAGACAUAGGUCCCACCACAAGCUCAAGGAGAAGCUCUCUGCCUUAGCAUCUGACACCAGCACAGAUGCCACCAACGCCUACCAGGAACUUUGCCGCCAGCGGAUGGCCGUCAAGACCUCUGACCGGCCAGAGCCUCUUCACAGUUCCCGUAUCAACAGCAUCUCCUCACAGUUCAGCGAUGGGCCGAUGCAAAGUCCCACGGCAAGGAGCAGCACCUCAUCUUGGAGUGAAGAGCCAGUCCAAUCCAAUAUGGACAUCUCCACCGGCCACAUGAUACUGUCUUACAUGGAAGACCACUUGAAAAAUAAGAACCGUCUGGAAAAGGAAUGGGAAGCUCUUUGCGCUUAUCAGGCAGAGCCGAAUUCAACGCUCAUCGCUCAUAAGGAGGCGAACAUAAUGAAGAAUCGUUCCAUGGAUGUUGUGACGUAUGACCACAACAGAAUCAUAUUAAAGGCAGAAAACAGUCACGAUAACUCAGACUACAUCAAUGCCAGUCCGAUUAUGGAUCACGACCCAAGGAACCCAGCAUAUAUUGCUACCCAAGGACCCCUGCCUUCAACUGUGGCCGAUUUCUGGCAGAUGGUUUGGGAGAACGGCUGCGUGGUAAUUGUGAUGCUGACAUCCCUAGCUGAAAAUGGAGUCAAGCAGUGUUAUCAUUACUGGCCUGAUGAAGGGUCCAACCUCUACAACAUCUACGAGGUAAAUCUGGUCUCUGAACAUAUCUGGUGCGAUGAUUUCCUCGUGAGGAGUUUCUAUUUGAAAAAUUUGCAGACCAACGAAACCCGCACGGUCACUCAGUUUAAUUUCCUCACCUGGAAUGACCAUGGCGUUCCAGCUUCCACGAGGUCUCUUCUAGAUUUCCGCAGGAAAGUUAACAAGUGCUACAAGGGCCGGUCCCGUCCAGUAAUAAUACACUGCAGCGAUGGUGCAGGGAGGAGCGGGACGUAUAUUCUGAUUGACAUGGUGCUCAAUAAGAUGGCUAAAGGUGCUAAGGAGAUUGACAUAGCUGCCACCCUUGAGCACUUGAGAGACCAAAGACCAGGAAUGGUUCAGACAAAGGAGCAGUUUGAGUUUGCCCUGACGGCUGUGGCGGAGGAAGUGAACGCAAUACUAAAGGCGCUUCCACAAUAAGUAUUUACCCCAGGAAGAACCCCAGAGGAUCUCUCUCAUCCCCCUUUUCCUCAUCAGUCUCUAUAACGUUUCUUGGAAAUUGUGACCUGGUGUAUCAUGUAUUGUAGCCUCAUAGAUGAUCGGCCGUCCAACCUUAUAUCUUCUGCAAAAGGUCAGCCGUUCGCCGCAAAGCAGUGAUAAGGUGGAAUUCGUCUUAACCUCUCUGGCCAACAUAAUAAAUCACAAAUCAUAAAGAAUUAAAAAAAAAA